AUGGAUUCAGACACACUGCAGGUCUUCCAGAGUGAACUCACCUGCUCCAUCUGCAUGAACUGCUUCCUGGACCCCGUCACCAUAGACUGUGGGCACAGCUUCUGCCGUCCCUGUCUGAGCCUUUGCUGGGAAGAAGGCCAGACUCCAAGGAGCUGCCCUGAGUGCAGGGGAAUAGCAGAGAGGCCCCAUUUCAAAACCAAUAUUGCCCUCAAGAGGCUGGCCUCCCUUGCCAGACAGGCCAGAGCUGACCACGACCACCGCUCUGAGGAGCAGAUCUGUGAGACACACCAGGAAGCCAGAGGCCUCUUCUGUGAGGCUGACCAGACCCUGCUCUGCGGGCCCUGCUCUGAACGCCCCGAGCACGCAGCUCACAGCCACAGUCCCAUACACAGGGCUGCUGAGGAGUCCCGGGAGAAACUUCUAAAGAGAAUGGGCUCUUUAUGGAAAAUCAGAGAAGAAAUGAAAAUCAUUCUGAACCAGGAAGCUAAAAAAACAAGGUCACUUAAGAACUAUGUGUCCUUAAGGAAGAAGAUGAUUAUAGCUGAAUAUCAGAGGAUGCUUCUGUUGCUCCGGGAAGAGGAGCAACUGCAUCUGGAGGCCCUGGAGCAAGAAGCCAAGGAGAUUUGUGAACAACUCAAGGAAAGUGUGCUCAGAAUGACUCAGUACAGAGAACAUCUGAAAGACAUAUACAGAGAGCUGACUGCGAUGUGCUGCAAGCCGGACAGGGAGCUGCUCCAGGUGAGAAAGGAGGUAGAUUCAUGGACUGACUUGGCAGAGAUGCAGAAGCCUCAGCCAGUGAACCCAGAGCUCACUUGCUGGCCUGUCACUGGAAUCCUAGACAUGCUGAACAACUUCAGAGUGGAUAACAUUCUGAGUCGGACAAUGACCAUUCACCACAUGAGCCUUUCUGAGGAUGAAGAUGAUGCAAGUGUGAUGUUCAGAGAUGAGCACCACGGCGUGUCCAGACAACCUCAGAUUGUGGACAGUGUCGUGUCCUGGGGAACUCGGGCCUUCACCUCUGGGAGGCAUUACUGGGAGCUGGAUGUGACGCAGUCCUCCAGCUGGAUUCUGGGCACCUGCAAAGAUAUCUCGAUAACUGAAACUAAUAUCAGCAUUUAUUCUGAAGAAGCAUGUGUUCUGUUUUCCAAGAAGGUGAACAAUCAUUAUAGUCUCUUCACCAACACCCCACCCUACAUUCAGUAUGUGAAAAGGCCUCUGGGUAGGAUUGGGGUGUUUCUGGAUUAUGACAAUGGAGCCGUGAGUUUCUAUGAUGUUUGCAGAGGAUCCCUCAUAUACAGUUUCCUUCCUUCCCCUUUUUCCUUCCCUCUGAAGCCUUUCCUUUGUCUUAGGUCUCUAUGA
This is a messenger RNA of Dama dama (fallow deer), 1359 nucleotides long. RefSeq names its product tripartite motif-containing protein 64-like. The transcript is spliced from 6 exons. Gene Ontology annotation, molecular function: zinc ion binding; protein binding. The record is from RefSeq and is a predicted model, not a curated record. Bases 1 to 1359 code for a protein of 452 amino acids. NCBI's taxonomy places the organism in Eukaryota, Metazoa, Chordata, Mammalia, Artiodactyla, Cervidae.